UGGGAAUCCUAGAGGGGCCCAAAGAGGCAUCAGUCUCUUCCUGGCCCGCCCCCUUCCCUGGGAAAGAGGAGGACUCCGGGAUCAUCUGGGGAGCCCCGCCGCGAACUCGGUGGCCGCACCCAUUACAGCAGUUCCUGUACGUUGGUGAAACAACUUUGGCCUUUGGAGCACAGAAUUGGAGAUGGAAAUGCAAGACUCGGGUAGCCCAGAGACCAUCAAGUCUGGGAGCAGUCAGGAAUUCUGGGAAAGGGCUCUGCAGGAAAUCCUGCACAAGGACACGCUCCCUUCAGAUGUUCAGCGCCAACACUUCAGGCAAUUCCGCUACCAGGAGGUUGAGGGACCCCGACAGGUUUGCAGCCGAUUCCACCAUCUUUGCCGUGAGUGGCUCAAACCAGAGCAACACACAAAACACCAGAUCAUGGACCUUGUGAUCCUAGAGCAGUUUCUGACCAUCCUGCCCCCGGAGAUGGAGAGCUGGGUGAGGGAAUGUGGAGCAGAGACCAGUUCGCAGGCGGUGGCCCUGGCAGAAGGUUUCCUCCUGAGCCAGGCAGAGGCCAAGAAGCAGGACGAGCAGCAGGUCCAGGGGCAGCUAGCAAAACCGUCUACUGCUGAUUCUGAGGCAGAGAAGGCUCUAUCAGAUGCCGGACGGGAGCUGCUUCAUGGGGGAACCUCCCAGGAGGAUCAUGCAGAUGCCGCCUCACUGGGAGCACCACUGGAGGGGUUGACAAGGUUUUGGCUCUCGUGUGUUGAUGGAGAAAGAGAUUCUACACAAGCAGAUCAGGGUGCCGUGUCCUUUGAGGAGGUGGCUGUGCAUUUCAUGGAGGAGGAGUGGGCCCUUCUGGAUGCAGACCAAAGAGCCCUGCACAGAGCAGUCAUGGAGGAGAAUAGGCAGAAUGUGGCCUCUCUGGCAGGUGAUGGUUGGAAAAGCAAGUCUGAAGUAGAAGCAUGCAGAUCACGAGUAGAAAGAGCGAGAUGUAGAAAGGAAGGACAACAGAGAAAAGCAACAAAAGAAAAGCAGGAAAGGAAGAACGAAUCUCCUCCUGUUCAAGAAAUAGAGAAGGUAAAGCAAAAGAGGAAGCCCCUCCCCUGUGAGAAAAGCAUUGGUUAUGAAUCGUGGCUUAAACGUCAUUGGAGAAUGAAGAGAGGGGAGAAGCCUUUUAAGUGCUUGGAUUGUAGAAAGAGCUUCAGUCAGAACUCACAACUCAUUAGACAUCAAAGAAUUCACACUGGGGAGAAACCAUUUAGAUGCUUGGAGUGUGGAAAGAGCUUCAAUCAGGACUCAGUUCUCAGGAGACAUCAAAGAAUCCACACAGGAGAGAAACCAUUUAGAUGCUUGGAGUGUGGAAAGAGUUUCAAUCAGAGUAUAAAUCUUAAGAAACACCAAGGAAUUCACACAGGAGAGAAACCAUUUAGAUGCUUGGAGUGUGGAAAGAGCUUCAACCAGAGCUCACAUCUUAGAGAACAUCAAAAAAUUCACACAGGAGAGAAACCGUUUAGAUGCUUGGAGUGUGGAAAGAGCUUCAAACGGAACUCACAGCUUAGAUUACAUCAAAUAAAUCACACAGGAGAGAAACCGUUUAGAUGCUUGGAAUGUGGAAAGAGCUUCAGUCGUAACUCACAGCUUAGGGAACAUCAAAUAAUUCACACUGGAGAGAAACCAUUUAAAUGCUUGGAGUGUGGAAAGAGCUUCAAUUUGAGUUCCGAUCUUAAGCAGCAUCUAAGAAUUCAUACAGGAGAGAACCCAUUUAGAUGCUUGGAGUGUGGAAAGAGCUUCAGUCGGAGCUCAAAUCUUAAAGAACAUAAAAAAAUUCACACAGGAGAGAAACCAUUUAGAUGCUUGGAGUGUGGAAAGAGCUUCAGUCAGAGCUCUCGACUUAGAGAACAUCAAAAAAAUCACACUGGAGAGAAACCAUAUAAAUGUUUGGAGUGUGGAAAUAGCUUCAGUCGGAGCUCACGUCUUAAGAAACACCAAAGAAUCCACACAGGAGAGAAACCAUUUAGAUGCUUGGAGUGUGGAAAGAGUUUCAAUCAGAGUAUAAAUCUUAAGAAACACCAAGGAAUUCACACAGGAGAGAAACCAUUUAGAUGCUUGGAGUGUGGAAAGAGCUUCAACCAGAGCUCACAUCUUAGAGAACAUCAAAAAAUUCACACAGGAGAGAAACCGUUUAGAUGCUUGGAGUGUGGAAAGAGCUUCAAACGGAACUCACAGCUUAGAUUACAUCAAAUAAAUCACACAGGAGAGAAACCGUUUAGAUGCUUGGAGUGUGGAAAGAGCUUCAGUCGUAACUCACAGCUUAGGAAACAUCAAAUAAUUCACACUGGAGAGAAACCAUUUAAAUGCUUGGAGUGUGGAAAGAGCUUCAAUUUGAGUUCAGAUCUUAAGCAGCAUCUAAGAAUUCAUACAGGAGAGAACCCAUUUAGAUGCUUGGAGUAUGCAAAGAGCUUCAGUCGGAGCUCAAAUCUUAAAGAACAUAAAAAAAUUCACACAGGAGAGAAACCAUUUAGAUGCUUGGAGUGUGGAAAGAGCUUCAGUCAGAGCUCUCGACUUAGAGAACAUCAAAAAAAUCACACUGGAGAGAAACCAUAUAAAUGCUUGGAGUGUGGAAAGAGCUUCAAUUGGAGUUCACAACUUAAGCAGCAUCUAAGAAUUCACACAGGAGAGAAACCAUUUAAAUGCUUUGAGUGUGGAAAUAGCUUCAGUCGGAGCUCAAGUCUUAAGAAACACGAAAGAAUUCACACAGGAUAGAAACUGUUUAGAUGCUUGGAGUGUGGAAAGAGCCUCAUUUGGUGUUCAGCUCUUAGGAGACAUCAAAGAAUUCGCACAGAAGAGAAACCAUUAAUGUCUGAUGUGUGGAAGGCGCUUCAGUCAUAGCUCCAAUCUCUCAAAACAUAUUCAUGGUGUAGAAAGAGCUUCCAUCUCAGUUCUCCUUCCAGAAGAUGAGGUAGAGGAGAGUGGUGCAGAGACUCUCUAGCCACCACUCUCUUCUCCCCCACGUUAGAAAGAACCAGAUUGAGGACAGGAGAUGCUGUGGUUGGAGUGGUGGGCACCUGUCUAAAGCAGACUCCUGUGGAGUGGAGAAAAGGCAUGCUGUGGUGGGCCAGGGCAGGCAUGAGGCGAGAGAGAGGAGGUGGGCACACUGAAGGGGUAUGCCCAUGGCAGUGCCCACUCUUCUGGUCCCUGCCCCUCCCUAGCUGGUUACUUCACACUCAAAGGUCUGCUCCCUAACUGAAGUAUGUUGGUGCCACCAUACAGUCAACACUCUCCUUGCUGCUCAAGUCAGAUUCUGUGAACGAGAAGCCGACUGGAUCCCCCUGGAUGGGAAAUCCAAGGACUGGAUCUCCCUGGUGUGCUGCACAGAGGCAGCUGCUGCCAGCGUAUCCAUCCUUGCAUAGUUCCUCACAUUUCCAGCACCAGGCGGGCCUCUUCUGUUGGAACCAGAGUGCACAGGACCAGCUGGGCAGGCAUGUGUGGAUGUUGGGAAGGCACACGGGGAGACUACACCUCUCAGAAGCCCACACAAUUUCCCAGCCAGCCCCAUGGGCCCCUGUGGUGAGGAACAGCCAGGGAAUGACCCACACUGGGAACAGCUGCACCAGGAGGGUGCUGGAAAUUCAUGGGAAUGGAGGGUCUGAGGCACAAUCCUGAUGGUUGUAUUAAAAUUAGCAACCCUGGGGGAGGCCCAGAAUGUCCACCACAAGGCAUUGGUUAGUCUGAACUAGCAAUGGGAGGCAUCUGUGGUGGUUUUUUAAAUAAGAGAUUUCCAAGAGAAGGUUUGCUAAGGAAAUUUUGUUAAUGCAGUAGAGGGUAUCUUUUUUAUUGUUUAUUUCUGAAUUUUUACGAAAUGCCUCAAUUAGUUUUACAACAUUUACUUUUGCUUAUCUUCGCCAUUUAUUCUGGAAUUGGCAGCAUGUAUUGACAAAGUGUUUUUCUUUUUUCUUUACCUGCCUCGAGGCCUCUCCAACAUCUGCUAAAACCCCUUCCCUUUUGGCCAACUCCUGGCUUCACUUUUUACAUUCCUUCCUCCCAGCCAUUCUGGACUUGUGCUUCUACUUCCUUCCUCAGACUAAUCCUUGUCUUUUUUUUUUUAAGACACUACAUAAACAUGAAUAUUGAAACUGAUACAUAAUGACAUCCAUUAACCAUCCUUCCAGAUAUGUAAAUAAUUAGAUGGAGGAGAAUGACUAAAAUUAUAUUGAUUUGUGAACAGAAUAAAAUCUGACCAUAGCAUGAAAAAAAUUUAGAAUUAGCUCGACCCGCUCGAAGAUGAAUAAUAUGGGUCAAUUUUUAAGAUAUGGCAAUAUGCCACAGACUGAUACCAAGAUGUCAAAGACAUGGUUUUAUGCUUCCAGUAUUGUGAAAUGGAUAAUCUUGCCGCAGUUAACAUGAAAACUAUAAGAUCCUUAGACAAUAAUGCCAAAUUAGCUCCCGAAAAUACAUUUAAUAGAGCCAACUCUGGUCUCAUAUCUAACCUCUGUUGUGUAAUUUUACCCAUUUCUAAAAAUACCUCUGUCCCAAAGCAGAAAAUACUGGGACAAGACCACCAUACAUGGAAGUAUGUCCCCCUAUUUCCACAGCCAUUCCACAAACACACCUCCCCACAUUAAUUUUCCUUCACUGUAUCUUAAAAGGUUUUCAAGUAACCAAGUAGAAAUUUUAGAAAUGGAAAAUUUUCCAUUUCACAUCUUUGAUUUAAGACCUGUGUAUAGUCAGAAUGUGAAAUAGAUACAUAGUAAUCUCAUUCAUGCCAAAUAGCAUCCAAGAUUUGUUUUCAUAUCAAUCCUGCACAUUGCUAUUCAGAUCAUGCUAACCAUCGGAAUUUCCAUCGCCAGCCGUGAGAGAUCAUUCAGCAAGUUGAAACCCAACACCUGAAAACCCAUCUUUUUGCCCAAGCUUUCUCAGCUCCCUAAUACUUUUGAGUUUUAAUCUCUGGUUUAUUGUUAAAUUGUUUUUCAGUUUGUUUAUGUGUUCUUAACUGGUUUUAUGUUAUUGUCAAUCGCCCAGAGACGAAAGUUUGGGGCGGUGUACAAAUUUGAUAAAUAAAUAAAGUUAAAACUAAUACUUUCAUAUUUGAGAGCCGCCAUGGGUCAAAUAGACCAAUUUGCAUCAGUGAAAGUAAGGAAGGUGCAGUUAUAAUUUUCAUGUAGUACCAUAAUUUGUUAAUUUGUUAAUUAAAAGAUUAUUGAGCUUGA
This is a messenger RNA of Hemicordylus capensis (graceful crag lizard), 5190 nucleotides long. Its product is annotated as oocyte zinc finger protein XlCOF6-like. Gene Ontology annotation, biological process: central nervous system development; regulation of transcription by RNA polymerase II. Bases 182 to 2746 code for a protein of 854 amino acids. The record is from RefSeq and is a predicted model, not a curated record. Gene Ontology annotation, cellular component: nucleus. The transcript is spliced from 6 exons. Gene Ontology annotation, molecular function: RNA polymerase II cis-regulatory region sequence-specific DNA binding; DNA-binding transcription factor activity, RNA polymerase II-specific. Lineage: Eukaryota; Metazoa; Chordata; Lepidosauria; Squamata; Cordylidae.